Molecule: messenger RNA, 747 nt
Organism: Mycena indigotica
Lineage: Eukaryota; Fungi; Basidiomycota; Agaricomycetes; Agaricales; Mycenaceae
Exons: 3
Coding region: 1-747 (248 amino acids)
Source: RefSeq, a predicted model, not a curated record
AUGGAUGACAUCGUGAAAAUAUUCAACUUCCUACGCCAGGACGGCACUGUUGAUAUCGAGCUACAACUUGGGGACGAGGUACGGAACAUCAAUGCCUCAUUUUUACCAACUCUUUGGCUGACUGCUGUGGCAGUGGACCGUGCUGCAGUGGACCACACAGAGAAGAUGGAUGACAUCGAGGAACUAUUUGAGUUCCUGCGCCUGGGCGGCACUGUCGAUAUCGGGCUACAACUUGCCAGUGGAAACGACGUGGACCGUGCUGUAGUAAACCGUGCUGCAGUAGACCGCACAGCGGUGAAGAAAAAGAUGAAGAAGAUACGCCGUUUCUAUGCCAGGGUUCCCCCUACGGAUGAGCGACGCCAGGAGAUUCAGCGUCAGGGUCUCUUGAAUGUGAACAAGGUUGUCGAUGCCGGAAUCAUGCAUUGCAACAAAGAAGGUUUCCCCGUCAGCGUGAAGAACAUCAUUCUGUCGUUCUCGAAGAGGGUGGCGGACGUUGAACGCCCUGAGAUUCGUACUAGAGGGAGCACGGAAACCUUGGAUGGGCCAGCAGAUGACGAUUACAAAUACCAAUUCAAGAAAUUGCCACCGGAGGAAGAGUCUGAUGAUGACGGCAACGACAACGGGAGCGAGGACACUGAAAGUGAGGGCAACGGCAAAGGGAAGGACAACAGUAACAGCACUAGUGCUGGCCCCAAUGACGAGGGCAAAGGCAAGAGUAAGGGAAAAGGGAAAGGCCUAGGGCAGUGA